GCGAGGCCACACGAGCAGGUCCCCUCUAUUCGGACGGGUGAGACUAGCGCUCCAUGCCUGCGGGCGCGGGGAGGCGUGGCCUCCCUCUAGGCCGCCACCUCUGUUGGCUGCUCUGCGCUUUCUCCUUCAAACUCGGCCAAGUAGAGGCUUCAGAGCCAGAGGAGAAACUGUCAGUAAGCACUUCGAAUUUGCCGUGCUGGCUGGUGGAAGAGUUUGUGGUGGCAGAAGAGUGUGCUCCAUGUUCUAAUUUCCGGACUAAAACCACCCCUGAGUGUGGUUCCACAGGGUAUGUAGAGAAAAUCACAUGCAGCUCAUCUAAGAGGAAUGAGUUCAAAAGCUGCCGUUCAGCUCUGAUGGAACAACACUUAUUCUGGAAGUUUGAAGGGGCUAUCGUGGGUGUGGCCUUGGUCUUUGCUUGUCUUGUCAUCAUUCGUCAGCGACAGUUGGACAGGAAGGCCCUCGAAAAGGUCCGGAAGCAAAUCGAAUCCAUAUAGCUACAUUCUACCCUUUCGUCUUGGAUCUCAGAGACCCUAUCUCUGAUGGAGAAAGUGAGAUGGACUGAUUUGCACCCUUGGUUCUUGGGAGCCUUGUGGUGGUGUCCCCUUCUCCCAUAUUCCUCUUUCAGAUCAUUAAUGAGUGAAUAAAAAGAGUAAAAUAGU
This is a messenger RNA of Nycticebus coucang (slow loris), 659 nucleotides long. It is a transcript of the gene JTB, whose product is annotated as jumping translocation breakpoint. The transcript is spliced from 5 exons. Gene Ontology annotation, biological process: mitotic cytokinesis. The coding region runs from base 54 to 494 and encodes 146 amino acids. The record is from RefSeq and is a predicted model, not a curated record. Gene Ontology annotation, cellular component: cytoplasm; midbody; membrane. NCBI's taxonomy places the organism in Eukaryota, Metazoa, Chordata, Mammalia, Primates, Lorisidae.